Messenger RNA from Girardinichthys multiradiatus, 708 nucleotides. RefSeq names its product histone chaperone asf1b-B-like. The transcript is spliced from 3 exons. NCBI's taxonomy places the organism in Eukaryota, Metazoa, Chordata, Actinopteri, Cyprinodontiformes, Goodeidae. Gene Ontology annotation, biological process: DNA replication-dependent chromatin assembly. The record is from RefSeq and is a predicted model, not a curated record. Bases 271 to 693 code for a protein of 140 amino acids. Gene Ontology annotation, molecular function: histone binding. Gene Ontology annotation, cellular component: nucleus.
UUACGACUUGCCAUACUCGCGGUGACGUCUGGGUAGGACGGUCAAAGCGGCGGGAGGGCGGCAAUUUAUCGCCAGAUUUUUAGAUACAUUCUCUUUUUUAGCUUUGACAUUGUGAGUAGUGAAAUAUCAGUCGUGUGAUUAAGGUACACGCUCGGUAAACGCAGAGGUGUGACUAGUAGAUCUGCUACUAAUAUUCGCGGCUGUUAAAGCUUUCCCCGGGAAACUGAACGUUUGUUUUUUAUUAGCCCCGAGUUUAGCGCUCCAGCAACAAUGGCAAAGGUACAAGUGUUGAAUGUGGCCGUCUUGGACAACCCGAGUCCUUUUGGAAACCCUUUUCAGUUUGAAAUCACGUUUGAGUGUAUGGAAGACCUCCCUGAAGACCUAGAAUGGAAGAUCAUCUAUGUUGGUUCAGCAGAGAGUGAGGAGUAUGACCAAAUCUUGGACUCUGUUUUGGUUGGUCCUGUACCUGCUGGGAGACACAUGUUUGUUUUUCAGGCUGAUGCCCCAAACACUGGUUUGAUUCCUGAAAGUGAUGCUGUUGGCGUAACCGUAGUUCUAAUUACAUGCACUUAUCGUGGCCAAGAGUUUAUACGCAUCGGUUACUACGUGAACAACGAAUACACAGACCCAGAGCUUCGUGAAAAUCCUCCAAUCAAACCGGACUACACACAGGUCAGACUGGCUGAUUUAUGAUCACAUAAAUGUUCA